Messenger RNA from Lactuca virosa, 1335 nucleotides. Lineage: Eukaryota; Viridiplantae; Streptophyta; Magnoliopsida; Asterales; Asteraceae. The record is from the annotation of a GenBank genome assembly.
AUGAAGCAAGAUGAAUCUGUUUUGAAGACACUUGAAAACAAAACAAGACAAGAAAUCAGACAGAGUCCAAGAUUACAAAAAACAAAAACGAAAAAGUCGAUGAAGCAUGACAAAUCUGUUUUCAAAACACCUAAAAAGAAAACAACUCAAGAAAUCAGACAGAGUCCAAGACUUAAAAUGAUUGAAUACAAAAAAUCUGUGACUCCUAUUAAAAUUGAUGAUAGCCUUGUAAAGAAUGAAUCUGAUGAAAAAGUAACAGAUAUGAAAAUCCAUCUACCUAAUGCAAAGAUAGACAUAACACCAGAACUUGUUCAUGAUUUGCUUGGAAUUCCUCUAGGUGGAAAAGAUAUAUAUAACACCGAUCAAUGUGAAGGAAAAGAAUUAAUGGAUUGGAAGCAACAGUACAAUUUCAAGGCUAUGAGACCAUCAGAUGUUGAAGAGAGAAUUAAAGAAUCAUCAGAUUCAGGGAUUAUUUUCAGAAUAAACUUUUUAUUACUGUUUGUUAAUACCAUCUGUGAACAGAAUAAGCCUGGAACUUCUUAUUUGGAGUUUAUGAGAAAUGAUAAGAAUGAAAAAAGACAAAUACAUGCACUAUAUUUUUGGGAUUAUGAAAUGAUGAUGAAAAGGGAAAAAGCUAAGUUAAAGAGUGCUGACUUUGGAACUUUGGAAUGGUAUGAUGAUGUUAUAGAGAAUGAUGAAGAAUCCGACACCGAUGAAAAUGAAGAUAUGAAACUCGAUACUAAGAGAGGUUAUAUGCUUGGAAGAGGAAUGAUUGAAACAAUGCAGCCAAGAUUAUGGGUACAUGCACAUGUCAUUGAUGCUUGGACUGAUAUUUUGAACUACGAAGAAAACCUUAAAUCAAAUUCUACAAUGAAUCGGUAUUUCUUUGAUACAUCAAUGGUGAUACAGUUCAUAUUUGACAAAAAUAUCCCUUUCAAUGAAAGAUUUGAUAAAUUUGAGUCAAAUAUCAAAGAUGCAAUGAAAAAGGACAAAGAACUUCUGACAUUUGAAAAAGUUCACUUGGAACCAACGGUUGAUGUCAUUGACAAUAGGAAUUCAGUUGCAAAGUUUUCUAGAGCUUAUCGUGAUGCACCUAAUGAAUUGAAAAUACUUUUUAGUAGGUACUUGAUAAGGGUCAAUCACAAAUCAGCUUCAACUUUGGAGGGUGUUGAACCAGAAAGGGUGAACAUGAAUUGGCGCACGAGGGAUAAUCAUGUUGAAUGUGGAGUUUUUUGCAUGCGUCAUAUGGAGACAUAUAUGGGAGAUAAAACAGUAAAUUGGACAUGUGGGUUGCCAAAAGAAUCAAAACAACAACAAAGUGUGUUAAACGAUUAA